AUGCUGCUCAUACUCCUGCUGGCAGCCUUUUCUUCUUCUAUCUCCGGCUCCCUCUCCUCCUCCCUCUCCUCCCCCUCCAUGUCGGACGGACCCCCGAUGGCAGACCCGUCCACCUCGGACCUAAUGGCCGAGACCUGCAGCGCCUGCUCCUGCAUGUCUGUGGAGAAUGUGCUGUACGUCAACUGUGAGAAGAUCACCGUCUACCGGCCCACGCAGCUCAUCCCACCGGCCUCGUCCCUUUACCACCUCAACUUCCAGAACAACUACUUAAUCAUACUUUACCCAAACUCAUUCCUGAACUUCACCCACGCUGUGUCACUGCAGCUGGGGAACAAUAAACUGCAGAACAUUGAAGGUGGAGCCUUCCUGGGGAUGAGUGCGUUGAAACAGCUGCACCUGAACAAUAAUGAGUUAAAGGUGCUGCGAGCGGACACUUUUCAAGGGAUAGAAAACUUGGAAUACCUUCAGGCUGACUACAACUUGAUCAAAUAUAUUGAAAAGGGAGCAUUUAAUAAACUGCACAGGCUAAAAGUGCUGAUUCUGAAUGAUAAUCUUGUACAGGCGCUACCUGACAACAUAUUUCGCUUUGCCUCACUCACCCACCUGGAUAUAAGGGGAAACAGGAUCCAGAAGCUUCCCUAUUUGGGUGUUCUGGAGCAUAUAGGGCGCAUAGUAGAGCUGCAGCUGGACGACAACCCCUGGAACUGUACCUGUGAUUUAGCACCUCUCAAAGCAUGGCUUGAAAACAUGCCCUAUAAUAUUUUCAUUGGUGAGGCCAUAUGUGAAACACCAAGUGAUUUGUACGGGAGGCUCCUGAAAGAAACCAACAAACAGGAGCUGUGUCCCAUGGGAACAGGAAGUGACUUCGAUGUAAGGAUGCCGCCUGCACCGCCAGAUAAUGACCCCUCCAAAAUGUCUCCGACCACCGUGGCUCCCAUGGCCACAAAAUCGCCAAAAACCACUGACUCAUCAAAGAUAUACGGUAAUGGUAUUGUGGCUGGUUUGCCCCCCUUUGGAAGAAAUAGUCAGAUCGUUUCCUUUCAGACACGGACCCCUCCAUUGAUGUGUCCACAGCCUUGCAGUUGUAAAGCCCACCCAUCUGACUUCGGCAUUAGUGUCAGCUGCCAGGAGAGGAGUAUUAAAAGUCUGGCUGAUCUAAGUCCCAAACCCCAAAACGCCAAGAAACUUCACCUGAGUGGGAACUACAUCCGCGACAUAAUUCCAGCAGAUUUCCAAGGCUUUGAGGGCUUAGAUUUGUUACACCUUGGCAGUAAUCAAAUUUUCACAGUCCAGAAAGGUGUGUUUUCUAACCUCACUAACCUGAGGAGACUGUAUUUGAAUGGAAACCAGCUUGAAGAGUUACACCCAGAGAUGUUUUUGGGCCUCACAAAUCUACAGUACCUAUAUUUGGAAUACAAUGCCAUAAAAGAAAUCUUAGCAGGCACAUUUGACUCCAUGCCGAACCUACAACUCCUGUAUCUCAACAAUAAUGUUCUGCGGAGUCUUCCCGCCUACGUGUUUGCGGGUGUGUCUUUAGCCAGACUGAAUCUAAAAAACAAUCACUUCAUGACCCUACCAGUGAGCGGUGUCUUGGACCAGCUGCAGUCAUUGACCCAGAUAGACCUGGAAGGAAACCCAUGGGAGUGCUCCUGUGAUCUGGUCGCCCUCAAACUCUGGCUAGAGAGGCUAAGUGAUGGAGUGGCCGCCAAAGAGGUGAAAUGUGCCUCCCCUGUGCAGUUCUCCAACAUUGAGCUGCGCCUUUUGAAAAAUGAGAUCCUAUGUCCUAAGCUCAUUGCAAGGCCGCCGUUUAUUCAAACUAGCGCCACCCCUGUUUUGACCUCUGUGUCGCCUGCUGGAGUUGGCAAAGCACCACCGGGAGGACCUGUGCCUCUCUCGAUUAUGAUCCUUAGCAUCCUUGUAGUGCUUAUUCUGACUGUGUUUGUGGCCUUCUGCCUUUUGAUCUUUGUCUUGAGGCGGAAUAAAAAACCAGUGGGUAGGCAGGAGGGGCUGGGGAAUCAGGAGUGUGGCUCUAUGUCAUUGCAGCUCCGCAGGCACAACCAUAAAUCUGGCAAGAAAGGUUCCAUCCCGGGGGACGACUUGGGAGGCGAGACAUUCAUCCCCCAGACCAUUGAGCACAUUGGCAAGAGCCACACCUGCGGAAUCGGACGCUCCUCAGACAUGGAUGCUGGGUACAAGUUUGCCGAAUCACAGAGGCAGAAGAUCAUCUUCCGGAACACCAGCGAUAAGGAAAAAGAGGCACUUUCCACCCUGGAGCGCAACAAACGCCUCAGCACCAUCGACGAACUGGAGGAGUUCCUUCCCAACCGAGAGCCCAGCAUGUUCAUUCAGAACUUCCUGGACAGCAAAAGAGAUUUCAACAGCAUAGGGAUGGGUGGGUACGAGAUCCGCUACCCGGACAAAACGCUGGAUAAAAAGAUGAAGAAGUCGUCACUGAUAGGCGGGAAUCACAGUAAGAUCGUGGUGGAGCAGAGAAAAAGUGAGUAUUACGAGCUGAAAGCCAAGCUACAAGGAACGCCUGAUUACCUGCAGGUGCUGGAGGAGCAGACUGCACUGAGUAAAAUGUAGGGAAUCCUGUGUUUGGUUAAGUGCAUUGAUUACACAUACACAAGGAAUCAGACCCACGUACAGGCAGACAGACAGCCAAACACACCUGCCUUUCUGUGGUUCUUUUUCCCCCUCAAGCCGCGCGCACACAAACACACACACACACACACACACAAACACACAGCAAAAAGUGCCUUCUGGAAAUCCUUAAUGACCAAUGCAGAGAUGGACAAAAUGGCUCCACACUACAAAGCUGUUACUAGAAUCAGCGUGAAUGAAUUCUACAGUAAAAGACCUUUUGGAUUAUCCACGCCACUACAUGUAUGAAUCCCACAUACAUACCACAGGACACCAUAAAAAGCAACCAGACAGUCACAGUAAUAUCUGCUGCUAUUGAAAUGGAUACUUACCUUGUUAUUUUUUGUUGUUCUUGUUCAUCUUUUUCUCCUCCUUUUUUGUUUUUUUUCCAACCAAAUCAAAGGGUCUUGAAAACAGUGCUUGAGAAUACACCUUGCCGCCGUCUUCAACCCUCUUUUAAAAGAGAGGGAGAAAAAAAAAAGGAGGCAGCAUGGGCUGUUGUUCUUUUGCUCUGGAAAGAAUCCAGAAUCACUACUUCUUGGAUGAGAUUAACAGAAUCAAUGACUCAGUGGAUGCUACUUUGCUUCUCUUCCUCUUUUUUUUUUAU
Messenger RNA from Pleuronectes platessa (European plaice), 3250 nucleotides. RefSeq names its product SLIT and NTRK-like family, member 4 (gene slitrk4). The record is from RefSeq and is a predicted model, not a curated record. NCBI's taxonomy places the organism in Eukaryota, Metazoa, Chordata, Actinopteri, Pleuronectiformes, Pleuronectidae. The transcript has a single exon. The coding region runs from base 1 to 2586 and encodes 861 amino acids. Gene Ontology annotation, cellular component: membrane; glutamatergic synapse. Gene Ontology annotation, biological process: regulation of presynapse assembly; axonogenesis; positive regulation of synapse assembly. Gene Ontology annotation, molecular function: protein binding.